AAUUGCAACAUCAUGACAACAGAGAAGAGUUUAGUGGCUGAGGCUGAAAAUUCACAGCACCAACAACAGAAGGAAGAGGGAGAGGGAGCUAUAAACUCAGGCCAACAAGAAACUCAGCUGGGAGAGGCUUCUCAAGCAGCAGCUGAGGGAGAUAAUCAGUGUGAGCAGAAGCUGAAAACAUCUAAUGGAGACACUCCUACACAUGAAGACUUGACCAAGAACAAGGAGCGGACAUCAGAAAACAGGGGCCUGUCACGGCUGUUCUCCUCAUUUCUCAAAAGGCCUAAAUCUCAGGUCUCUGAGGAAGAAGGCAAAGAAGUAGAGUCAGCUAAAGAGAAAGGUGAAGAAGGUCAGAAAGACAUAGAAUUUGCAACCAGUCUUGAUGAAGAAGUCAUUUUAAAGGCCCCAAUUGCAGCUCCUGAACCGGAACUCAAAACAGACCCAUCCUUGGAUCUUCACUCAUUAAGCAGUGCAGAAACACAGCCUGCUCAGGAAGAACGCACAGAAGAUCCAGAUUUUGAAACUAAGGAAGGAGGAGGAGUUGAAGAGUGCUCUAAAACAGAAGUGAAAGAAGAAAGCCCUGAAUCAAAAGCAGAAAGAGAAUUAAAAGCUUCCCAGAAAUCAAUCAGAAGACACAGAAACAUGCAUUGCAAGGUUUCUUUGUUGGAUGACACAGUUUAUGAAUGUGUUGUAGAAAAACAUGCAAAAGGACAAGAUUUACUUAAGCGAGUGUGUGAGCACCUCAAUCUUUUGGAAGAAGACUACUUUGGUCUAGCCAUUUGGGAUAAUGAAAACUCCAAGACAUGGCUGGAUUCUGCCAAAGAAAUAAAAAAGCAGGUUCGUGGUAUCCCUUGGAAUUUCACAUUUAAUGUAAAGUUUUAUCCACCUGACCCAGCACAGUUAACAGAAGAUAUAACAAGAUAUUAUUUAUGUCUUCAACUUCGACAAGACAUAGUUGCAGGACGUCUGCCCUGUUCCUUUGCAACUUUAGCUUUAUUAGGUUCUUAUACCAUCCAGUCUGAGCUGGGCGAUUAUGACCCUGAACUCCAUGGUUCAGAUUAUGUUAGUGAUUUUAAACUGGCCCCAAAUCAGACCAAGGAACUUGAAGAGAAAGUCAUGGAACUGCAUAAGUCAUACAGGUCCAUGACUCCAGCUCAAGCUGACCUGGAAUUUCUUGAGAAUGCCAAAAAGUUGUCUAUGUAUGGUGUUGACCUUCAUAAAGCAAAGGACUUGGAGGGAGUGGACAUCAUCCUAGGUGUCUGCUCUAGUGGCCUUCUGGUUUACAAAGAUAAGCUGAGAAUUAACCGCUUUCCUUGGCCCAAAGUGCUGAAGAUUUCUUAUAAACGUAGCAGCUUUUUUAUCAAGAUUCGGCCUGGAGAGCAAGAACAGUAUGAAAGUACCAUCGGAUUCAAACUUCCCAGUUACCGAGCAGCUAAGAAAUUAUGGAAAGUCUGUGUCGAGCAUCACACAUUUUUCAGACUGACAUCUACAGACACCAUUCCUAAAAGCAAAUUUCUUGCACUGGGAUCCAAAUUUCGAUACAGUGGCCGAACUCAAGCUCAAACCAGACAAGCUAGUGCUCUGAUUGACAGGCCAGCCCCACACUUCGAGCGUACAGCAAGCAAACGGGCGUCCCGGAGCCUCGAUGGAGCGGCUGUCGAUUCAACAGACCGAAGUCCUCGGCCCACUUCUGCACCGGCCAUUGCUCAGAGUCAGGACACAGAAGGCAGUGUGCCAGGUGCACCUGCCAAAAAAACAGUGGUUUCUAAAGCACAGAAGGAAACAGUGAAGGACGAAGUGAAAAAGGAAGAAGUGCCACCUGAGCAAGCUGAGCCAGAGCCCACAGAAGUGUGGAAGGGGGAAAAAAAAACCCACAUCGAGGUCACAGUACCCACCUCAAAUGGUGACCAAACACAGAAGCUUGCAGAAAAAACUGAAGAUCUGAUAAGAAUGAGGAAGGAUUUAGACAAAAGUCAAGAAGAGAUCAAAAAACAUCAUGCCAGCAUCAGUGAACUGAAAAAGAACUUCAUGGAAUCUGUACCUGAACCACGGCCUAGUGAGUGGGAUAAACGCUUAUCCACUCACUCCCCGUUCCGAACACUUAACAUCAAUGGCCAAAUCCCAACAGGAGAAGGAAAUAUAAAUGGCAUUCGCACAGAGGAGGCGGCUGCCGUGACAAAGGGGCCAUCUACCAACCCUGACUCUGAAUGGGAGGGCCCCGAGCAUUCAGUAAUUCCUAGUAAGAGCCAAAUGACUACCCCCACGGAGUCUCCACAAAGCUUUGACUUUGGCUCCCUCUCCAUAAGCAGCAAGGAAACAGAAGAGAAGGAGCAGGGGGCUGCUGGCCAUCUUGAUAUUAAGGAAAUGCCAGGAGGCCCAAGUGGGGAAUGUAUAGGAGUGGAGGAACAGGCCAGUGCCUUAAAGUUCUCAGUAUCACCAGCUUCCUCUCAGCUGCAACUUGGUGAAAAAAAGGCAGAGAGUAGUGAAGAACAUGUUACACCAGGAGAGCCACUUGGAAAGCAAAAUGGAUCACUUGCUGACUCUUGUGUGGGUAACCAGUUCCCCACCCUCAUUCGAAGUUUCCAGCCUCCUCUGGUGAAGACUCAGACUGUCACCAUCUCAGACACGGCCAAUGCCGUGAAAAGUGAGAUCCCAACCAAAGACGUCCCUAUUGUCCACACCGAGACCAAGACCAUCACCUACGAGGCUGCUCAGACUGACGAGAGCAAUGGGGACUUGGACCCAGGAGUCUUGCUGACAGCUCAGACCAUCACCUCUGAGACCACCAGCAGCACCACCACAACUCAGAUUACCAAGACGGUCAAAGGUGGGAUAUCAGAGACACGGAUUGAAAAGAGAAUUGUGAUCACAGGAGAUGCCGAUAUUGACCAUGACCAGGUCCUGGUGCAGGCCAUCAAGGAGGCAAAGGAGCAGCACCCGGACAUGUCAGUGACCAAGGUGGUCGUCCAUCAGGAGACUGAAAUCUCUGAGGAAUGAGCUCAGGAAUCACUUACCCCCGACUCCCUGCCCGUCUCCCAUCCAUGAGAAAACCAGAGAAACGACAAAGAAGCUAGCCUGCAAUAGUCAGACUUCAGACUUUCAAGGUUCUAAACCACCAGAAAAUUAAUUUCAUUUUCUAUUUGGAGUUUAUACCAACAGUCUUUUAGACAUCACUGACCUUUUGAAUACCUUUUUCUAUAUUGUGAUACUAGAACUGUUCGACUUUUCACUCUACGGACUGUUUUUAAAGAGCUUUUUGGUUUUUUAUGGGGUGGUUUGUAACCCCUUCAGCCCAGCCUCUCCCCAUUGAUUUCCAACCCAGAUGCUGACAGGGCCCACAGAAUUCUUCUGGAAGCCUCCAAAGACUGUCCGCUGUGUUGGGGCCAAAGCCAGCUGCAUGAGGCUGCCCUGCUCUCCCCUAGUUUUAUAUCCUUUGGGUGACAGUAGAAACUUUAAAAACCAGCCCUUUCUCAGAGCCAAUGAUGUGACUUUACAGGAAUGUCGGGCAGGGUGCUGCCCCGACCCACAGACCCAGCAGAGUCCCUGUCCCUUUGCGGAGGGUGGUUUGGGGGAGGCAGAGGCCUCUGCCAAGAAUGUGGUAUUGCUUUUCCUCCCUCCUAUUCUUUCUUUUUGGAGAUUCUUUAGAUCAAAGAUGUAAGAAGUUGCUCAGCUCUAUCUGAUACUGUGAAUGUUUUAACAGAUCCGUGGCCUUCACCUUCCUGCCCUCCGACCCCUUUUACCUCACCAGAAGCACUGGCUCUGCUAGGUACUCCCCCACCUCCCAUCUCAGGAGAGCAGAACUCACAGGAAAAUAGGCACUUUGGGCCAAAAGCACUAGUGGCACAUUUUUAGUGGUGAUUUGGGCAAAGAAAAUGAAUGAGGUUUUUGAAAGGUUUUCUAGUUCUGGGAAUGUGCACUGCACACAGGGGAAUGGGGGGUUCACCUCGUUCAGGUCCCACCAAGAAGCAUUUCCAGGUGACCACCCCGACCAUGUGGCAGCCCUCAGAGCACAGGACCACGCGUCAGGGGGCCUACCCUUCCUUCAGCUCUGUCACCAGCUCAGCACACUUCUCCUUGCUGCUCCCUGUCUGUAAACUGGAGCAGAUCUGUAACGCCCUCCCCGCACCGGGAAGUCACACUGGGGACAGGCUAGCAUGAGGGGUGUCCUUCCAGGCCUCUUCCCCCUCCUCCCUCUCUGCUGACAGAUCCUGAGGUUUGGCAGUAGUCAGACUUUUUCUUCCUGCAGUUGUGUGUGCGUGUGUGUGUGUGCAUGAAGAAAAGCAGACCCUGUCCAGGUAGGAAAUGAAGAGGAGCGGGACUUGGCAGUUUUCCUAGUGACUCAGACACAUCACAGUAACAACUCUCGCUGCAAUUUUAUUUUUAUUUCACUUGAGAAAUAAAGACUUCCUCCAAGCCACCCGAGGUCUCUGCCACCCACCCACCCACCAUGCCGGACCUGCACUUAUAAGCGGAGGGCCCACAGAGCCUGGCUGUCAGGGUGUCUUUAACGCCUUUCCCAAACCUCCCACCCCCCACCCCCCACCCCCGUGUGUGCAGCAGGGCAGCGGAGGGUGAGGGGACAGCAGUCAUCUCAGCGACUGGAGCCACGGCUGUGGCCUUACCGACCCCCAGGAAUGCUCAUGGGAACUGUCUGCCAGGAUCUCAGCCCCAGGCUGGUGGUUUUACAAAUCUCUCAAAUGUAUUAUUUUGGUGACAAAAAUGAAGGAGCUUUGUAAAAUUUUAAAAAAUUAUGAAUCAUAUCAAGUAGUUGUUUACAUUUGACAAAAUAGGAACUAUGGCAGCAGAAUCAAAUUGGCAAAAUCCUUAGGUUAAACAGGCAAUAAUUAAGUCUGCUGUUUUGGCCUUUUGUAGUAAGAGAAGUGGCUGUAGUGUUUAGACAAGUGUUUGGUCUUGCUUCUUGUACUGCAUUUUUCAAUAAACU
Messenger RNA from Myotis davidii, 4942 nucleotides. It is a transcript of the gene EPB41, whose product is annotated as erythrocyte membrane protein band 4.1. The coding region runs from base 13 to 2997 and encodes 994 amino acids. The record is from RefSeq and is a predicted model, not a curated record. Gene Ontology annotation, molecular function: actin binding; structural molecule activity. NCBI's taxonomy places the organism in Eukaryota, Metazoa, Chordata, Mammalia, Chiroptera, Vespertilionidae. The transcript is spliced from 21 exons. Gene Ontology annotation, cellular component: cytoskeleton; plasma membrane. Gene Ontology annotation, biological process: cortical actin cytoskeleton organization.